Messenger RNA from Phlebotomus argentipes, 2708 nucleotides. It is a transcript of the gene mfrn, whose product is annotated as mitoferrin. Gene Ontology annotation, molecular function: ferrous iron transmembrane transporter activity. Lineage: Eukaryota; Metazoa; Arthropoda; Insecta; Diptera; Psychodidae. Bases 204 to 1343 code for a protein of 379 amino acids. Gene Ontology annotation, biological process: iron import into the mitochondrion. The transcript is spliced from 5 exons. Gene Ontology annotation, cellular component: mitochondrial membrane. The record is from RefSeq and is a predicted model, not a curated record.
UGAGGUAUUUUUUGUCGUGGAGCCGAAGCAGUGCGUUUUGGUGAAAUAAAUUCUGUCAGUGGAGUCGAAGGGAAACUGGCGUGGUGACUUCUUCCAUUUCGCAUAACAUGUCUCAGUGAAUUUGCAUUGAUUUGCAAGAGUGUCGGGGAAUAUUGUAAAGUACUUUUCGAGCUGCACUUCAUCGUGAACAGCGAGUGUGAACCAUGAAUUUCGACGACUAUGAACAGCUUCCGACGACGAGUGUUUUUACCAACAUGACUGCAGGAGCCAUAGCGGGUGUCCUGGAGCACUGCAUCAUGUACCCGCUGGACUCAGUGAAGACCCGCAUGCAGAGCUUGUCUCCGGUAACCAAGGGCAGCACUAUUAUGUCCACGAUGACCACGAUGAUCCAGAAGGAGGGAAUUUUCAGGCCUGUCAGGGGAAUGGGAGCCGUUGUCGCCGGCGCAGGACCGGCACACGCCUUCUACUUCGCCUCAUACGAAUACUGCAAGACCUCCCUAUCCAGAGUAACUCCUCACAACCAACUAAACUACAUAACAUCGGCCGUUGUCGCGACUCUGAUCCACGAUGCCAUCUCGAAUCCGACGGAAGUGAUAAAACAGCGGCUUCAGAUGUACAAUUCGCCGUACAAUUCUGUGAUCCAGUGCAUGAAAUCCGUGUACCAGGCGGAGGGCAUGAAGGCCUUCUACCGCUCGUACUUGACUCAGCUUGUGAUGAAUCUGCCCUACCAGGCCAUCCACUUCUCCACAUAUGAGUUUUUCCAGAAUGUGCUCAACAAGGAGCACCGCUACAAUCCACCAGUGCACGUGGUUGCCGGCGGGGCGGCGGGCGCCGCGGCGGCUGCACUCACGACACCCCUCGACGUGGUGAAGACACUGCUCAACACUCAGGAGACCAGCGUGGGCACCACGAAGGGCAUGGCGGAUGCCGUGAGGAAGAUCUACGAGCGAGCUGGAACGCCGGGAUUCUUCAAGGGUCUCAUGCCGAGGGUGCUGUACUCGAUGCCCGCCACUGCGAUCUGCUGGUCAACGUAUGAGUUCUUCAAGUUUAUCAUAUCGAACCAGGGACGGGAGUUCAACUCCGCGCCCGCCGGCGCCGUGGGCUCGGGCAGGAGUAAGGCGGGCGCCGAGGGCGCGAGCACGAUGAAGAGCAGCGACCAUCACACGGGACACCGGUAUGUGCUGCCGGUGGUGAGUUCCGACGUGGAGAUCGGCGGCAGCGGCCUGAAACCUCGCGAGCUGCCCGCGAUGUCCGGAGCCGGUAUGUAUGGUGCCCUCAAUCUGAACACACUCCACUCCGACUCGUCAACGACACGACAAUUCGAUCAGCGGUGUAACACCUAAAGAGCAAUCUUCCGCGCCGCAGUUUGUUUCAUAGAGCGAUUACACUGUUUUAACCACGAUAUACUUGAGGUCUGGAAUGGCAGAUGAGAGCGAGUUUAAUGUCUCAAGAGAGCGGCAAGGCCGUACCAAAUAUACCCCUUUUAUUCGCCACUUUUCUCACUACAUCUCCUCCAAUUGAGAGUCUACUAAGGUAGUUUUGUAUUUAGUCGAGGGCUCCCGUUAUCUUUUUUAAGUUUACGCAUACGUUUAUUUGUUAUGUCCCUUUCUGGGGCAUUUCCUCCCCCCUUCGUUCUUGGAUUCAGGGAAGCGGAUUGCUUUGGAGAGCGAAACAAUGAAGGAUCACCGUGAUGGAUAUGCAAUUGGCGCUGAAAAUGCAAAAGGAUAAGCUAUAUUUUUAAAAUGAGAGAUUGAGGAAGAAAUAGUAUUAAAAGAGGAAAAAAAUGAAGCAAAAUUGUUGAGUAAAAACCGUGAGAAGAAUUGUUAGUCGCGAAACAAUUGAUUUCUAGAUUGAAUAAGUGAGAAAGAGAGAGGAUUGGAAUUUGUGAUUUCACUUGUAGAUUCGGUAUAUCUUAUUUUUCUUGUGUAAAAACAAAGUAUGGGAAGAAGAAAGAAGAGUGAGAGAUAAUCUUUGUGUAUCGUGUUAAGAAAUUCAAGAGGAAAAUUCUCCUAUUUCACACAAAUUAGCAAAUUUAGAAAUGCAAACAAACCUUGUCUCUUCAUUCGGCAUUAAAUGCCAAUGAAGAUGCACAGAAAAAAAGCCCAACAAGUCUUUUUUGAAUAUGUACAUAAAUGAAGAAAAAGACAGUUUGUUUAAUAAUAUAAUACUUGAUGUAAAUAGUAUAAUUGAAAUUUUUAAUUAGUCAGUUUUGUGUUGUCAAUUUCACGAUAAAAAUUUACUAAAUGAUCAGAUUCUGACAAUAUUAGGCUAUAUAGCGAAAUAGCAAAAAAAGAACAGCAGGCAAUUGAGCGUUUAAGAACAAAAAAAUGUGUUUUAAGAAAAUAUCAAUUGAGGAAAAGCAUAGAAAUUUCCCAAAACUUUCCAUGAUGUCAUUGCGCGGCCGCUAGAUGGCAUGCGAUGUAUGAUGAAUUCGAAUUCAUAGAAUUUUAUUAGCCUGGACACAGUUGCAGCCAAUUUUCAUUACGGAAAAGCUUUUCUAUCAAUUCAAAUAAAUAUUUCCAACUGUCAAUUACUCAAAUUAUACUGAAUUAAAAACUAGAGAAUCUUUGAUCUGGAAAAGAAGAAGAGGAAGAGAAUUGGCAUAUUGUAAUGUUGUGAAAGUGAAAAAUGAAACGAACACAAAGACUGAUUUCGGGAAACAAGAAGGAAAGGAUUUUCAUUGGGUAAAAGGUGAAAAGUUUUGAAAA